ACUUAAAGGUACAUAUACUUGGGAGAUGUAUUCAUAGACUGGUUAUGAUCAUGGUUAUGAUUCGCGGUUAUGUUUUAUUUUGAAGUUUCUCUCAGGAAGUUGGGAUUUUGUCGUGCAACUUGAUGUCAAUUAUCACUUGAAACGACGACAUUGGUAUAAUAGUCCAAAACGGUGUAAACAGCCAAACAGACACCCGGUGUGUGUUUCCUUUAAGUAGUUGAUGGUUUCCAUAAGCAGCAGAGUGGAGUUGUGUGUGAUGAGGCUGUGUGUUUGAGCUUCAGGAUGGAGAUCCUGGUGGCCAAGCUGCUCGGGCUGCUGGGAUUGUUCGGCCUCAUGCUGGCGGGCGUGCUGGUCCCAGUGCGCCUCCUGCAGGCGGACUCCGGGGCCCUGAGGUACAGGAGAGCGCUGUCUCUUUGCAACUCUUUCGGAGGGGGGGUGUUCCUGGCCACGUGCUUCAACGCUCUGCUGCCCGCCGUCAGAGAGAAGGUGGCCGACGUGUUCCAGCAGCUGAAGAUCAGCAGCGACUAUCCUCUGGCUGAGACGAUGAUGAUGCUCGGCUUCUUCCUCACGGUGUUCGUGGAGCAGUCUGUGCUCACCUUCAGGAAAGAGAAGCCGUCCUUCAUCGACCUGGAGACCUUCAAUGCCGUUGGGUCGGAGGCCGGCAGCGACUCGGAGUACGAAACGCCCUUCAUCUCCUCCAACCUCGGCACGCCGGGGGGCGCGGGCAGUCACCGCUCCCACAGACACCAGCACGGACACUUCAGCCCAGCCGAGCUGGCGGGGGCGGGGCCUCUGCGGCUGGCCAGCCUGGUGCUGGCUCUGUCUGCUCACUCUGUAUUCGAGGGCCUGGCGCUUGGCCUGCAGGACGAUGGAUCAAAGCUGGCCAGCCUCUUCCUGGGCGUGGCCGUGCACGAGACGCUGGCCACAGUGGCCCUCGGGGUGAGCGUGGCCAAGGCAUCGCUUGGCAUGAAGGAUGCCGCCAAGCUGGGCAUCACAGUCAGCCUUAUGAUCCCGCUGGGGAUGUUGGUGGGGAUGGGCAUCGAGUCGACCCAGACGCUGGCGGGCAGCGUGGUGUCUGUGGUGCUGCAGGGAUUCGCCGCGGGCACCUUCCUGUUCGUCACCUUCUUUGAGAUCCUCUCCCGAGAGCUGGAAGACAAACAGGACCGGCUGCUCAAAGUGCUUUUCCUCAUCCUCGGCUACUCCGUGCUCGCCGCACUGGUCUUCAUCAAAUGGUGACACACAGGAAGUGCUUUACUCCAUAAAGGCAGCAAAGUCCAGCUGUGAGAGGCAAACAAAUCUGCAGCAGCUGGAUCAACACUAACUCUUUAUUGUCUUCAGCUGUGUCUGUAGUGUUAACUGUUUAGUUAAGAUAACUAUAUAUCAAAUAAUAUAUUUUAUAAACAAGGAAUGUAUCUCCUUUAAGCCCCUGUCACACUGUCCCGAAAUUGACUCCCGAUGGACACACGAAUAUGGAAUUGUGAAUUUUGCACGAAGAUGGCCCCGAACUUGGUCAUCGGCCAAGCAACAGCCGAAGCAAGUACGAUGCCUACAGAAGGCCACGCGAUGGCACCCGAACCACACACAAAGGCGACACGUGACCUCCUGAUGGUAUAAAAGCUUCGGCCACGUGGGAAAUCAAAUUUUUAUAAAAUAAGAGCAAACAUGUGUUUCACUUUAAAAAAAACGUAUAAAAUUAAAAGCAACAUGAAUUAAGGUAAUCAGGCAACGUAACAUGUGAAUUGGACCGAACUCAUAGUGGAAGCGCGGGAGCAAAUACAUCGUAGAACGUCUCGCGGGCGCGCGCAGAUGAAGGGGGACAGUGGACUACACAAACACACAAAAUACCGCACUCACUAACGAUGUCACAACAAUCGAUGUUCAGUUUUUUUAAAAGAGUAAGAACAGAGUCGACGCCGCCGGAACCACCACACUCAUCAUCCUCACAGCAGGUGCCGCCUCAGAGAGACGAGGGUGUGUUUAAUGUUGUGCCCCCGCUGAGCUCAGUCCCUCUGCGGGACGUAGCACCCGUUGCAGUAUAACAGAAAAUAGCAUCCCAGUGCCGGACCUCUCAGCCAUAGAUGACCCGGCGGCUACACAGCCAAAGCUCAUAAAGUAGGCCUACCCUCAGACACUUUUCAGACAAAAGAAAAGGAGCUCCGCUGCCCACUGGUAUGUCGACAAGUACACAUUCUUGUAGUAUAGCAUUAGCAAGGACAGUGUGUUUUGUCAAAUGUGCCGGCAUUUUAGUGAGAGAGGCGGGGCCGGCGGAGAAGAUACAUUCAGUCGCCAUGGUUACAGGGACUGGAAACACAUCGACUAUGCUCUCAGUAAACACGAAUGCAGCGCAGCUCAUGCAAUAGCUAUGGAGAGAAAUACAAACUACAGACAGUGCGAGAAGUCUGACCAUGGAACCAUCCUCCAUCAGCUACUCAACCCAGAGGGCCGACAGGGAGAGAUCAUUGAGAAAAAUCGGGAACACGUAAAGUUUUCCCAGACAUAAUUCUCACGUGUGCAAAGCAAGAGAUUCCUCAUUUCAUAUUGAGACUAAAUAUCUAGGAAAAUGAUUAAGAAACGUAGAGCUAAAAUUUCGUGCCAUUUGCAACUACCAGAGCGCACCCUGACGCGGCAUUCUCCAGCCCACAUCAGCAAAACUUAUGAGUGUGAAGCAACAGUAUCUGCUGCCCAGCUGCUUUAGUAUGAAACGUACCUUCAGCUCAUGAAAGCUCUGCAGUAUCAGAAGGAAGUAGCUAAUGAUAAAUCUGCAGCCUCUGAAAAGUGCCGCGUCAGAGAACCAGUGCCAUUUACGCACGGGCGCUCACUUCGCUAGAUCCGCUAAAAAGGACAGCAGGCUGCGGUCUAACCACACAGACACACAUCAGGCUGCGGUCUAACCACACAGACACACAUCAGGGUCUAACCACACAGACAC
Trematomus bernacchii (emerald rockcod) is the source of this 2929-nucleotide messenger RNA. RefSeq names its product zinc transporter ZIP3-like. NCBI's taxonomy places the organism in Eukaryota, Metazoa, Chordata, Actinopteri, Perciformes, Nototheniidae. The transcript is spliced from 3 exons. Gene Ontology annotation, molecular function: zinc ion transmembrane transporter activity. Gene Ontology annotation, biological process: zinc ion transmembrane transport. The record is from RefSeq and is a predicted model, not a curated record. Bases 283 to 1236 code for a protein of 317 amino acids. Gene Ontology annotation, cellular component: plasma membrane.